AUGGUCUCAGCAUAUUUGCUUAGGAUAUGGUCUCAGGAUAUUUGGCUUAGGAUAUUGUCUCAGGAUAUUUGGCUUAGGAAAUUGUCUCAGGAUAUUUGGCUUAGGAUAUUCCCUCAGGAUAUUUGGCUUAGGAUAUUUGGCUUCGGCGCCGCUCGUUCUCUGCAUCAGCGGCGUUUCAUAGCAACGCAGACAGGAGGCCUUGGUGUCGCUGCGGCGGCCUUCCCGCAUGGCCAUUCAGUCGGUGCAUGUAGGCGCUGCCUAUGCGCCAUGCUUCUGGGGCUGGCCUCCAUGACUUGGCACAUUGCGGUUACGAGCGUUCAGAAGGGACGAUUCGAUCUCACUUCCGGAUCUAUAGUUGCGGCGCUGUGCGCCUCCAUCUUUCAAGAACCAUGCGGGAUAACUCUCAUCGCCUUGCUGUUUUGCUGGCGUAAGGACGCCUCCUUGUGGGCGCUGUACCGGCCCAUCGAGGGAUGCGGCAUGUGCGUCUCGCUCCUGGCCAAGUUCUCUUUGCGCGCCUUUGCCGACCUGCCGGCCGCGCCGAGCCUGCACGUCUCGUUCGCAUGCUCAGUCGCAUUCGACUGCUACGUGCUCUUGCUAAUGUGCCUUCUCACUACAAGGGUGCGCGAGCGCAUGGCCAGGGCAGUCGGUGCCAUUGUCGUCCAGCUGCCGCCCGCUUUUGCUAGAGCUGGACGUAAUGAGACCCAUUUCUACACGUGUUCCUUUUUACCCAUCUCCUAG
Emiliania huxleyi CCMP1516 is the source of this 738-nucleotide messenger RNA. RefSeq lists its product as hypothetical. The transcript is spliced from 2 exons. The coding region runs from base 1 to 738 and encodes 245 amino acids. The record is from RefSeq and is a predicted model, not a curated record. Lineage: Eukaryota; Haptophyta; Isochrysidales; Noelaerhabdaceae.